This is a messenger RNA of Dujonia railenensis, 2478 nucleotides long. NCBI's taxonomy places the organism in Eukaryota, Fungi, Ascomycota, Pichiomycetes, Serinales, Debaryomycetaceae. The record is from the annotation of a GenBank genome assembly.
AUGUCAGACGACUCAGAUGACUUCAAGUUUUUCGGUCUAGGGGGAUGUAACGAGGUUGGAAGAUCCUGCCAUGUGAUCCAGUACAAGAACAAAACAAUCAUGCUAGACGCUGGGGUGCAUCCAGGAUUGAAUGGAUUGUCAUCGUUGCCCUUCUAUGACGAGUUCGAUUUGUCCAAGGUUGACAUAUUGUUGAUAUCGCACUUCCAUUUGGACCAUGCGGCAUCGUUACCUUACGUUAUGCAGCACACGAACUUCAAGGGCCGUGUGUUCAUGACCCAUGCCACCAAGGCAAUCUACAGGUGGUUGCUUUCAGAUUUCGUCAGGGUCACGUCAAUUGGAAGCGGUGGGGAUUCAAGAGGCGGUGGAGGACCAACAUCGGGAGGGGAUGGGAAAGACGACAAGGACGACUCGUCGUCCAAUCUCUAUACCGACGUUGACUUGAUGAGAUCGUUCGAUCGUAUUGAAACCAUCGACUACCAUUCCACUAUCGAAAUCGAUGGGAUCAGGUUCACAGCCUACCAUGCUGGGCAUGUAUUGGGGGCCUGUAUGUAUUUUAUAGAGAUUGGGGGCUUGAAGAUCUUGUUUACGGGUGACUACUCUAGAGAAGAGGACCGUCACUUGCACGUAGCUGAGGUCCCACCUCAGAAGCCAGAUAUCUUGAUUUGUGAGUCUACUUUCGGUACAGCUACUCACGAGCCAAGGUUAGAAAAGGAGGCCAGAAUGACCAAUAUAAUACAUUCCACCUUGGCCAAAGGUGGAAGAAUACUCAUGCCCGUAUUCGCUCUUGGUAGAGCGCAAGAGUUGCUUUUGAUUUUGGAAGAGUACUGGUCGCAGAACGAGGAUUUGCGGGGAAUAAACAUUUACUAUGCAUCGUCUUUGGCCAGAAAGUGUAUGGCUGUGUAUCAAACAUACACCAAUAUUAUGAAUGAUAACAUCCGGUUGAAUUCCAACCCUAGCUCAUCGUCGACGUCAUCUAGUUCUGGCAAAUCAAACCCGUUCCAAUUUAAGUAUAUUAAGUCGAUCAAAAGUCUUGAUAAGUUCCAAGAUUUUGGCCCCUGUGUAGUGGUGGCUUCUCCUGGUAUGUUGCAGAGUGGUGUAUCGAGAGAGUUAUUGGAAAAGUGGGCACCUGAUCCAAAGAAUGCUGUCAUUAUGACCGGUUACUCUGUGGAGGGUACAAUGGCCAAGGAACUAUUAACAGAACCACACACAAUUCAGUCUAUUACAAACUCUGAGAAAACAAUUCCACGUAGAUUGAACAUUGAAGAAAUUUCGUUUGCAGCUCACGUUGACUUUGAACAGAAUGCCGGAUUUAUAGAUGAAGUGAACCCGCUGAAAAUCAUCUUGGUUCACGGUGAAAGUAACCCCAUGGGAAGAUUAAAGUCAGCCUUGUUGAGUAAGUAUUCUACAAGGAAGGGCACUGAACAGGAGGUAAAGGUGUUCAAUCCUAGAAACUGUGAUGAAUUAAGAUUGAAGAUUAAAGGUUUGAGAAUCGCCAAAGUUUUAGGUUCUUUAGGUGAAGAGCAGUUAUCAAUGUUGAAAAGAGAAAUUGAUAGAAGAGUGGAAGAGGAAAACGUUAAGGUGGAGGAGAUAAAGGAAGAAGAAGGCAUUGAAGAAGAAAAAGAAGAUAAAGAUGUAGACAUGGAUGGAGCAGAACAAGUGAAGAAGGAGGAAGAGGAGGAGAUAAAUGGUGAAUCGGUGAUUAAAGCUGAGCAGCCAGUUUCUGGACUCUUGGUAUCGAAGGAUUUCGAUCUCAAUUUAUUGCAAUUGCAAGAUCUUCACGAGUACACUCAGCUUUCCACUUCCAUUGUUAAGUCUAAAAUCAACCUUAAGAUAAAUGCCAACAUAGACUUGAUUAAAUGGCAUUUGGAGCAGAUGUUUGGAUACAUCGAGGUCAUUAACGAUGACGAAGAUGAGUGGGAAGUUUUAAUUAUGGACUUAAUAAGUGUUAUAGUUGAUCACAACGCCACCAUCAAGUAUUCUGGAGGUAUAGGAGAAGGAAGCAGAGGGUUAAUAAUUUCAGUGGAAUGGAUAAACGAUAAUUUAAUGGCAGACUCAUUGGCCGACAGUAUUGUGGCUAUCCUUUAUUCCGUAGACUCGUCACCUGCUUCUGUUAAAUUGUCAUCAAAGAAGUGUUCUCACAGUCACCAUGUGAAGGUAGAGAACGAAGAUGAUGGUGCUAUCGAAGAAGACUCCAAUGGUUCAUCUGGAAAGUCUGCCCAUGCAAACAGUGCAAUCUCACUGAGAAUCCAUAGGAUAUCGACUUUACUCCGUGCACAGUUUGGUGACACAUUUACGACAGUAGAAGGUAAGGAAAAUGAACAAGCUGUGAUCAAAAUUGGGAAGACAGAAGCUCGCAUAGAUUAUCUCAAUCUUAGUGUGGAAUGUGGAUCAAAAGUAUUAAGAGAUAGAGUAGAAAACGUUAUUAAGAGAGGAUGCGGACUAGCUGCGCCUCUCAGUAAGUAUCAAAAGGCAGCAUAG